CAUGCCCUGGUGGCUCCUGGUGGCUACCAGUGGCCCAUAGGAAUAAGGACACAGGUGGGCUGCGUUUGAGAGGAGCUGGUACCCAGGUGAUGAAGGUUGUUAGGCUGAUGCAGAGUGCAGGGAGGAGAUUAUGGCUGUGUCUUCGUCCUGAGGCACAGCCAUGAGCAGGAGCAUCCUGACCUCAGCGCUCAGCUCUGGGGUCUGAGCCAGGACCAAGUGUGUGCUCAAAGUAAAGGGUCUGGCUGAGCAGGCAAGAGCUUGAGGGAUGCUGGAGGUGAGGAAGAUGAGAGGGGCCUUGCUGGAGCAGUUUGCAGGCUGCCCUGGGCUGCCCCUGUAGUCUGUGCUCUGUCCCUAGGGCCAGCCCAGGGGCAGCGUCAAUGAGCAUCCUGCAGCCACCUCUCUGGGAGUGGGAUCCCCUGCACUGGCUGCAGCCAAGGAAGAACAAUAGUGAGGAAUGCUGCUCUCCUGGCUGGCAUAGGGCAAAUCCACUCCGUGCUUUCAAGAGUUUUCUAUUUGCAGCAGCAAACCUUGAAUUAAUGAUGUGCUAAUAGGGUCAGGUGAGGACAGCCUGUGGUGUUAUGAAAUGAUGUGGGGCCUGCCCAGUGGUGCUGGGGGAUGGUGACAGGUCUGUGUCCCACCACUGAGGGAUGGCUGGCCCUUCCUGCUGCCUGCAGGGUCAAACAGCCUGGUGUGGCAGCUGCCACUGCAGCCCUGAGCCUCAUGUGUGUCUUUGAUCUUGUACAGCAGCAUCCCUGUAGCAAGGGUGUCCCAUGUGCCCUGGACCACAGUGGAUCACCGUUAGGUGACUAGCCACAUGGGCAUAUUGGCCAUGCAAGAAGCUGCCUGCACCUCCUGUCAGUCAGUUGGCCAUCCAGCAAAGUGCAUGAGGGAGGGAUAAAACUGGGCACAUCCAUCUCUGCCAUCUCCAUCCAUGCUUGUGCCCAGGGCUGGCCCUGCUCCCCUUGCCAUGGGAGCAGCUGCAGACAGCCACUGUGGAAAUCUGUCCCUGCCCACCAGGAGCAGAGCUUCCACCUCAAUUACCAUCACCUUGCUCCUAAGCCUGCUUUGCCAAUCUCCAUAAGCAGCUUUCCCAGGACUCUGGCAGAAGCUGUAUUUAUAGCUCACUCUUACUUACGGAGCGUCUCUCCAACUAAUAAACUAAUAGGAUUCCUCCUGAAAGUACCUCUCCCAAGGUACACACACACACACACACACCCCUGCAUCUCCAGCCAAAGAUCAGAUGCCAGGGGAGGGACCACCAGAGGGGUAUAAGAAGCUUCAGCUCUGGGAGCAGCCUGUUGUGACUGCGUGGCAGCAGGACGUGGUGGGAGAGGAAGAGGAGAGCGUCUGUCUGCCUGUCUGUCUGUCCACCUGCCGGGUGAGUGCUGCCUGAUCUGCUGCCUGGGCCCUGCAGGUGCUUUGGGGCACUGAUUCUGCUGUUUGGUCAAACACUUGGCAGCAGGGACAUUGGUGCUGGACUGGGGCUGGAAGGAGAGUGGUUUGGGGCUGAAGGGAGAUAAACGUGGCCAAAAGGAUUUCAGUGUUGGCAGAGCCAGAGGGCAUGGGUGAAGGGGUUCAGUAGCAGCAAGAGAGAGCUUAGCAAAGUAGGAGGGGCCAAGUCCCCUCUCUGGAUCUUGGGAGAUGAGGAGUUCAGCUCUUCUCCACCUUUCAUCACUUUAUCUCCAAUUCCUGGAUUCUGGAGAAGGCUGAGCCUGUGGCACUGCUCUGCUGCUCCCACUCCCUUCACAACUUUUCUUGCUGCUGCCCAAGAAACCGUGCAGAUCCCCACCUGCACAGCCACUGACUUAAAAUGGCAGAUGGAGCAAAGGUGUUCAAGAAGACCAGCCCCAACAGCAAGCUAUCCAUCUACCUGGGGAAGAGAGACUUUGUGGACCAUGUGGAUUCAGUGGACUCUGUAGAUGGUGUCUGCCUGAUUGACCCGGAGUACCUAAAGGACAGAAAAGUGUACGUGACACUGACCUGCGCGUUUCGCUAUGGCCGAGACGACCUUGACGUUAUCGGACUGACCUUCAGGAAGGACCUCUAUGUCCUCACCACCCAGAUCUUCCCACCAGUGCCGGACCAGACACCCAAAACCCUCACUCCUUUGCAGGAGAAGCUGAUGAAGAAGCUUGGGGAGAAUGCCUACCCCUUCACCUUUGAGAUUGCCACCAACCUGCCCUGCUCGGUCACCCUCCAGCCAGGACCGGAUGAUGUGGGAAAGGCCUGUGGUGUGGACUUUGAGGUCAAAGGAUUUUGCGCUGAAAAUCUGGAGGAGAAAAUUCACAAGAGGAACUCGGUGCGCCUCAUCAUCCGCAAGAUCCAGUUUGCACCCCUGAAGAUGGGGCCAGCCCCAAAGUCGGAGACCACCCGGCAGUUCAUGAUGUCUGACAAGCCCCUGCACCUCGAAGCUUCCCUGGAUAAGGAGAUCUAUUACCAUGGAGACCCCAUCAACGUGACCGUCAAUAUCAACAACACCACCAACAAGAUUGUGAAAAAAAUUAAGAUCUCAGUUGAGCAGAUCACAGACGUCGUCCUCUAUUCUCUGGAUAAGUACACGAAGACUGUGUGCGCUGAGGAGAUAAAUGAGAACGUGGCAGCUAACUCCACCUUCUCCAAAACAUACUCCGUCACCCCCUUGCUCUCGGCCAACCGUGAGAAGAGAGGCCUGGCUCUCGAUGGCAAGCUCAAGCAUGAGGACACCAACCUGGCCUCCAGUACCAUCCUGAGACCUGGCAUGGACAAGGAGGUGCUGGGCAUCCUGGUGUCCUACAAAGUGAAGGUCAACCUGGUGGUGUCCCGAGGAGGCAUCCUGGGGGAUCUCACUUCCAGCGAUGUUGGUGUCGAGAUGCCUGUCAUCCUGAUGCACCCAAAGCCUGAGGAUGCGAGGAGGACAUCGUCAUCGAGGAAUUCGCUCGCCACAAACUCAAGGGGGAGAAAGACGAUGAAGAUGAGAAGGAGGAGGCUGACAAAGAGGAAAGCUAAGCUGCUGCCUGCUCGCACAUACAGCCACCCGUCUCACCCGCCCUGGUUUGGGGCAUAGAUGCCCAUAGCAUUUUCCCCGCUGUACCACACGCGGUGCACACCCCGCCAUGUGUUCCCCUAGCUGCACCUCCUUCCCUGACACCAAGCCCUGGCUGGGGCGGUAGGAGCCGCUGCAUCUCCUCCCGGAACCCUGGAAAAGCCCGACUGCGUGCAGGACGAUGCCCGCACCUCCUUCACCCAUAGGCGCCAGCGAAGGGACGAGGAGGGUGGGCCGGAGCCCACCGGCAUCAGCGUGUUUGUCGUUUGCCUGCGUGCUGCAAUACUCUGUGACACAGUUAUCAAUAAACCCGCCCCAGUGGCCCGGUGCAGGCUCCGUGUGGUGGUACCGGGGCCUCGGACGAGCCUGAAGCGAGCGGGC
Messenger RNA from Pezoporus occidentalis (night parrot), 3403 nucleotides. RefSeq names its product arrestin 3 (gene ARR3). The transcript is spliced from 16 exons. Bases 1811 to 3043 code for a protein of 410 amino acids. The record is from RefSeq and is a predicted model, not a curated record. Lineage: Eukaryota; Metazoa; Chordata; Aves; Psittaciformes; Psittacidae. Gene Ontology annotation, biological process: visual perception; signal transduction; G protein-coupled receptor internalization. Gene Ontology annotation, molecular function: G protein-coupled receptor binding.